Molecule: messenger RNA, 996 nt
Organism: Cynara cardunculus var. scolymus (artichoke)
Lineage: Eukaryota; Viridiplantae; Streptophyta; Magnoliopsida; Asterales; Asteraceae
Product: probable cytokinin riboside 5'-monophosphate phosphoribohydrolase LOGL10
Exons: 4
Coding region: 47-937 (296 amino acids)
Source: RefSeq, a predicted model, not a curated record
GGUGGUGGAACCAAGAUUAUCGAUUUAUAGCACAUUUCCCCGAAAAAUGGGGUUUUCUGCUGCAACUUCUUCUUUAGGUCUUCAUAAUUCGCAAUGGAACUUCAACUCGCAGUGCCACCGUCAAAGGGUUUUCAAGAUUCUUGCUUUCAACUCCAAAUCCACACACCAGAGUCCGAUUACACCUCAAAUUUCAAACCCCAUUAAAACACUUAGGGCUUCAUCUUCCAAGAUCGAAUCUAUCCAACUCGACGAAAGAACUAGCUCCAAUGAGGUGAAGAAAGAGAUAGAAAUGUGCUACGAGCUAAUACGUAGACUCGGAAGGGGAGUUGUGUACUUGGGUUCUUCAAGGAUGGGUCCGGGACACGAUCAUUACAUCCAAACACAAGAAUUAGCGAGAGAGGUGGCACACCUCUUGGAGUGUACUUCAUGGUCAGGGGCUGGACCAGGGCUCAUGGAUGCUGCCACUCAAGGUGCUCUUGAAGCAGGAAAACCAGUUGGUGGGUUCAAGAUCGGCAAAGAAGCUGGCGAAUGGGCAGCAACCAAUUUUCAUCCAUAUCUUCCUUCCGAAACUUAUCUUACAUGCAGGUUUUUUUCUGCAAGAAAGCAUGGAUUAGUGGAUGCCGCAGUUAGAAGUAGUAAUCGGGAGAAGACGGCUGUGAUAGCACUGCCAGGAGGGAUCGGGACACUAGACGAAGCUUUUGAGAUUCUUGCGUUGAUCCAGUUAGAGAGAAUAGGUUCAGCGCUCCCGGUUCCGUUUAUUCUAAUGAACUACAAUUCUUUCUAUUCAAAGCUUUUAGAGUUUCUGGAUGUAUGUGAAGAUUGGGGGACUGUCUCCAAGGGAGAGAUUUCAUCACUUUGGAAAGUAUGUAACAGUAACUCUGAAGCACUGGGGUAUCUUGCAGAUUUUUAUGAUCUUGCUCCUGCUAAACGAAAGUGAGGGGCUGUUUGUUUGGUUUUUCAUCAAGUCUUAUAUGCAUAAAGUUGUCUACGUGGAUU